Molecule: messenger RNA, 2448 nt
Organism: Formica exsecta
Lineage: Eukaryota; Metazoa; Arthropoda; Insecta; Hymenoptera; Formicidae
Product: maternal embryonic leucine zipper kinase-like
Exons: 12
Coding region: 170-2020 (616 amino acids)
Biological process (GO): intracellular signal transduction; microtubule cytoskeleton organization; protein phosphorylation
Cellular component (GO): cytoplasm
Molecular function (GO): tau-protein kinase activity; protein serine/threonine kinase activity; ATP binding
Source: RefSeq, a predicted model, not a curated record
CUGACAACGGGCGCCGGCAACCGGCAACGCGAGGUCCCCAUUGGCUGCGAAAAGUUGUUUAUCGCGGUUCAAAAAAGUUAAUGUGUGCGGUCGGUUACGGUGUUGAGAGGUGAGAUCCGGAUAUAUUUCCAAUAUUUAUGAUCCGUAUUUCACGUGCUCGGGCCUCAAGAUGGUACGAUACGCCGCCCUUAAAGGAUUGUACGAUCUGGAGAAGACGAUCGGUAGCGGCGGCUUCGCCAAAGUUAAAUUGGCGAUUCACGUCGCUACCGGUGAAAAAGUUGCCAUUAAGAUUAUGGAGAAGACGACAUUAGGAGAAGAUUUACCAAGAGUCAAGCUUGAAGUGGAGGCACUCAAGACAUUGUUGCAUCAACAUAUCUGUAGAUUAUACCAAGUGAUAGAGACAGAGAGUCAUUAUUUCAUGGUAUUAGAAUAUUGUUCCGGUGGAGAGCUAUUUGAUCAUAUAGUUGAGAAAAACAAAUUGUCGGAAGCUGACUCUCGAAGGUUCUUUUGCCAGAUAGUUUCUGCUGUUGCAUAUAUGCACAGUUUGGGAUAUGCUCAUAGAGAUUUAAAGCCUGAGAAUGUUUUAUUGGAUAAAGAAGAAAAUUUAAAGUUAAUUGACUUUGGACUAUGCGCAAAACCCAAGACGGGAAUGCAAGCACAUUUAUAUACUUCUUGUGGUUCUCCCACCUAUGCAGCACCAGAGCUCAUAAUGGGGAAGAAAUAUUUAGGUUCAGAAGUAGACAUUUGGAGCAUGGGAGUUCUUCUAUAUGCUUUAUUAUGUGGCUUUUUGCCUUUUGACGACAAUAAUUUAGAAAAUUUAUAUAAAAAAAUACUUAAUGGCAAAUAUGAGGAACCGUACUGGCUUUCUAAUGAUAGUAAAGCACUAAUUAAGUCAAUGCUACAAAUCGAUCCAGUAAAAAGAAUCACUAUUGAUGAAUUAUGUCUUCAUCCAUGGGUUACAUUAAAUUCUUUGAAACCUGUAGUAUUUACUCAUAGGACAAAAUUUGAAAAAGAUGAUGAAGUAUUGAGCACUAUGUCCGCUAUUUGUGGUGAAAAUAAUACAGACAUAUGGAAGAAACUUAUGAAGAGUGAUAGGACUGAUUAUAGAACAGCUACAUAUUUGUUAUUGCUUGACAGGAAAUUACGUGGACUUUCAUUAAAAAUAGCAUCUGUAACAAAAUCUCAUCUUAAGCAGGAUAUGAACGAUAUCAGUUUUCCACAACGCAAAGCAGUAAUCAAUAAUUUUAUAACCAAACUCGAUCAUUCUCCAAGAAGUAGAAUAAAUAACAAAUUAUCUCCAGUGGUCGAUGUCACUUACGAUGUUCUGCCCAAAAGAAGUGAUAAAAAUAAUUUUACAGAACCAAGUAUACCGACACGAAAAAGAUUACGAAGCAGAGAGCCUGAUGAUAUAUCAUCGCCCGUUCCAGCAAAAAGACCGCCUGAAAAUAAAUCAGUUACUACUCCUACACAAUGUUCGAUAUUAGAUACCAGAACUUCACAAACAUCUACACCCGGUAGCGCAAGAAAAGUUAUGAUGGGGUUGGAACGAGGAUUUAAUCGAGUGAGAUAUGUUCUUACACCAAAAAGGCGAGUGAAGAAUGAAAAUAUAGAUCCUGAAGAACCGAACAUACUGUCAGGAAAGGGACUAUCUAACGUGUCUGCGACAUGCAGCGGUUGUCCAAAGCAUGUCCUCUCGAAAUUACGAAGAGCACUUCGGCGAAAGGGUAUAAUGUGCCAUCAGAAAGGAUUUAUUCUGCAAGGGGAGACUGAAGAAUUAUUUUCGGAAGAUAAAAAAGAUUCGUCCAAAUCAAUUUCUUCUCAGAAUUCCUGUUCCUUUGAACUUGAAGUCUGCCUUUUGGAGAUUGGUCCAAAUGGGAAACGGUUAGUUGGCAUUCGCCGAAAAAGACUAAAAGGUGACGCAUGGGUCUAUAAACGCGUCUGUGAAGAAAUUCUUGCUCUCACAGCAGAAGAUAUCUCUACAGAUCCGGAAGAUUCCUACGAGUCCAAAUGUCCUAUCUGAGGUAGUUGUUAUAUAUAUUAUUUAUAGUGCAGAAAAAAAUUUCUCAAUACGUGCACUCUGAAUAUGAUAAUAAGAGAAACUUGUGUUUUAAUUUUUUAAUAUACAACACAAGAUCUAUGUUUCAUUGGAAGAUUGGUGGAAGAAUAUAUAUAUAUGUGCAACGCAUAGUAUAAGCCUUAAAAAUAUGCAAUUCCUAAGUGUACUCACAUGUUAAAUGUGUAAUUAUUACAAAGAGAGAGAUUAUUUGAUAUAAUAUAACAUUUAUUUUCUAGAGAUAAAAAAAGCUAUAUGACUAAAAUAUAACAGAUCUAUUAAGAUCUAUAAAAAAUAUUCUCGAAGUACGGGUUGUGUAAUCGUAUAAGCGAAAUAAUAUAAUGUAAUAGUAUUUAUGCGAUAUCAUAAUCUAAUAAAUUUAUAUACUACAUUCA